This is a messenger RNA of Formica exsecta, 1746 nucleotides long. RefSeq names its product zinc finger protein 880-like. Gene Ontology annotation, molecular function: DNA-binding transcription factor activity, RNA polymerase II-specific; RNA polymerase II cis-regulatory region sequence-specific DNA binding. Gene Ontology annotation, biological process: regulation of transcription by RNA polymerase II. Bases 442 to 1314 code for a protein of 290 amino acids. The record is from RefSeq and is a predicted model, not a curated record. Gene Ontology annotation, cellular component: nucleus. Lineage: Eukaryota; Metazoa; Arthropoda; Insecta; Hymenoptera; Formicidae. The transcript has 4 exons.
GCGACACUGUGCAACGCAGCUGAUGCGUAAAGAUGGCCGGCACUGAUACAAACGGAUAAACUCGCAGCAUUUGGUCCAUACAUACAUAUCGCACGAUUGAUAUGAAAUGAAGAUUUCGCAGAUGCAUCAGCGUAAUUUCUAUCCCGCAUAAAGCGUAAUCGUAGAUAAGAAACAUUGUCCGAUCGAAGUUUACUCUCGCUAACGAUUUGAUCGGCGAUGCCGAUACAUUUGUUUCGUCUGAGAAGCGACGAGAUGAGCGUGAUAAAAACGACGAAGCAGAAUGCAGCGAUCACUUCUACAAUGAUAUUCGUCAUACAGCGACGCUGCGGAUGUUGUAGAUAUUACAGACAACACAGACAUCGUACGUGUCAUUGCGAUUGGAAUUAAAAUUGUGUAGCGGAUAUAUCAAGGCCUCUCUGCAACGGCUGUUUACAUAAUAUCAUGGCUUACGAUUCACGUAACGUAAAAUAUUCACCCAACACUCAUGCCCAUCAGCAUACUACUCGACCCAACAUGACUGGAUAUACAUACGCUGGUCAUCCGCCGCAGCAUUUCCAACAGACUGAUGAAAAUAGAAAUGAGAACAACUUGUGCGGUACGAAAGAGCUCUGUCCACAAAUCUCGCAGCAGUCAUCCGGCACACAAACUGUGCAGAAAGUCGAUGCUGCGACCAUGACGGAUCCUUUACAGAUUGAUUUUAGGCUUACUUCUGAAUACUUGGCGCGUUGUUCGAGUACGUUAGGUUUACCAUACGUAACUAAAUACGAGGACAAUAGUAAUAAUUCGCAUAGCUGUCAAGCAGUAAGACCAAAAAUUGAAUUUGAGAUUGAACCACAGCAUAUUAAUGGUAUGUUGAUUUACCAUUGCCCCGAGUGCGCAUACAGAUUUGAAGAUCGAGAAGCGCUCCACGAACAUCUCGAAGAUCAUAAACAGAGACCACAUAUCUGUGAUAUUUGUGGGGCAAGCUUAAAACGGAAGGAGCACUUGGAUCGUCACAAGCAAGGUCAUAAUAAGGAUAGGCCUUAUCAAUGUAACAUGUGUUGUAAAGCAUUUAAACGUAACGAACACUUGGCGCGUCACAUGAUCACUCACUCAGGUAGCAAGAAUCAAAUUUGUACAGAGUGCGGCAAAGCUUUCUAUAGAAAAGACCAUUUGAAAAAACAUUUGCAAAGUCAUAAUAGCGGUCGGAGCAAGCAUUUAAAUAUAUCGCAAAACAAUCAGAACGAUCAGCAACCGAGCGAUGAGGGACUAAGUAGUUUUGCAAUGAUGAUGAGACAGACCGGACCUCCCCCGUUUUCUAUUUUACGGACUUAGUUAUUAUAGCUAUAUAAUGACUGUGUAAUAUAUAUUCUUAUCUCCGUCUAUAAGCCAAGAUCGUUUUACUACUACGCGAUUAUUUAAUUCUGUAAGAUUUAAUACGAAUUUAAUAAGCUUUAUCUAACAUACUUAACUUUGCGGAAUAAUCGAAAAUAAUUGUUAAUAAUAUAACAAUCCAUGUUCCUAAGGGGGAGUAUAUCUUAUAUGUACUUUGUCAAUAAGUAGGCAAGAUUACGAUCAUGUUAUCAAUUUUGUAAUAUUCUUUAUAAUACACUGUAUGUGUAGAAGGUUGUCUCUCUAUAUUAAGAAUGUACCUGUUGAGAUUUUUUAAACUCGAAUAAGUUUGCUUUAAAAUUCGGAAUAAUCGUUAUCAUCAACGACCCUUUUUUACGUAGCAUUAUUUAUUCUUUGAAAAAAAGAAAACGAAAA